This is a messenger RNA of Lytechinus pictus (painted urchin), 1707 nucleotides long. RefSeq lists its product as uncharacterized. The coding region runs from base 85 to 546 and encodes 153 amino acids. The transcript has 2 exons. The record is from RefSeq and is a predicted model, not a curated record. NCBI's taxonomy places the organism in Eukaryota, Metazoa, Echinodermata, Echinoidea, Temnopleuroida, Toxopneustidae.
ACAACCACAUUUGCGCAUGUGACUCAAAAUUGCUUAAUUUUCAGAAGAUCAGACAAACAGACAAUUCCAUACUUUAUCUCAAUCAUGUCACGGAGGGCAAUUCAAGGAUUUGAAGCUUUACGGAACGAUAAUGGAAGUGGAUGGAAACAAGGAGCUAAAGGGAACGAGAAAAUGACGGUGACCAAUAACAACAUACCUGACUACCACAGAGCCAGGAAACCAACAUCAAGAGGAACCCAGACAGGCCCGACAGAAUCCUACACAUGGUCAUCAUCACCACAACGGAAGACCACCUCAAAUGCCCUUCAGACGCUGCGUUCUCGAAGCACGUCUCCCAAGGAGAUGGCAAUGGAUACCACCCCAUCCGUGCCAGGCUGUAUCUGUAACCGGGAGCAUACCAGCGUGGCUUGCUGUUCGUGUGGUCUGAUGCUAGCAGGAAGGGUCAGGAUUCAGUGCCCGUCUCAUCCCAACACCAUUCAUCUCAUGGACGUUGAGAGGUGUCCAGAAUGUUGCAGCGCUACCCUCACCGAGCUGAGAACCACUUGAGAGAAGUUAUGGAAUACUCUGGACAGUAUGAGGAUGAGCCUUCACUGGACUAUGGAGGGUUUAACAAAGAUUUUACUUAUCAUCUGAGUUACAAGUAGUACCGUACUAGUAUUUUUUUCUUAUGUUGCUUGAAUAGCAUCGUUAAACACUCAUAGACCCCACCAUUUUGUUUUAGCAUCUUGAGAUUUUGAAAAGGCUACAGUAUGCAUCUAAAACCAAGGAGAUGCAUAAUUUGUUUUUGAAAAAAAAAAGAAUUUGCACAAGAAAAGUUUUUGUUCUUUUUUUUUUACUGGUGUAUGAGCUCAUCAUAUUAUGAAGCUCACAAAGGAUUAUAUUAUGACAUAUAAUUAUAAAUUUAGAUGAAAAGUAAAUUGAAAGUACAGGGUUCCCAGCCAAUCAGGAAUAUCAGGGAAUUUUGUUUUCUUGAAAAGCUGGGAACCCUGAAGUAAUUAAAAAAAAGAAGUCAGUGUACAUGGCACCAUUCACCAUAAUCAUACACCAUAUAAACAUUUGGUGCCCUGCCCAGGCACAGAUAAGUUCCGUGGUAGUAUGAAAUCAGCGGUAGAUGUGAACAUACUUAGUACAUCAAUAAAAUACAACAGGAUGGUCUCAUUUCAAGGCUUGCUUAGAUGUCUCCUCCCAUCAUAGAUUAUGCUGGAACUAUCGGCCUAAGUUCAUGAGAUAGGUUUAAACUAGGAAGGGGUACAAAACGAUGGACUAUGCAGAUUAUGUAUAUGAUUCCAUGCAUAUAUGCUUAGGAGGGUCCAAUAAUGUUUGCUUUUUGCAAAGCGCUUGCAAAGGGCGCUGAACAAGAGCUAAAAUUUCCACAAUAAUAAACCUGCACAGUCCAUGGUUUUGUAUUUCCUCCUACAUGUAGUUGAAUCCUCUUAUGCCAAUUUGGGCCUUUACAUGUAUUUUUAUGGGUCAUCAUCCAUAGACAUGUAGUUCUUGUUCUUGUGAUAACCAAAGAUGUACGAACUGCAUGAAGUGAAAGGUCACAAAGGUUAUUCCUGAAAACAAAAUUAUCGCGAAAACCAAAGAACUGUUUAACUGACCAGUGUCAAACGUGGCUCAUAAUUGCUUAACAUGAAAACAAUGAUUCAAUUAGAUUUUUGGUCACAUGGUCAAAGGUCACUAAAAUCUCUACAUACAUGUAGAUCA